Gopherus flavomarginatus (Mexican gopher tortoise) is the source of this 7631-nucleotide messenger RNA. Its product is annotated as aryl hydrocarbon receptor-like. The record is from RefSeq and is a predicted model, not a curated record. Gene Ontology annotation, cellular component: nucleus; aryl hydrocarbon receptor complex. The transcript has 11 exons. Bases 34 to 3363 code for a protein of 1109 amino acids. Gene Ontology annotation, biological process: regulation of transcription by RNA polymerase II. Gene Ontology annotation, molecular function: protein dimerization activity; nuclear receptor activity; transcription cis-regulatory region binding. NCBI's taxonomy places the organism in Eukaryota, Metazoa, Chordata, Testudines, Testudinidae.
UUCCCCGGCGGCGGCUUGUGUCCCAGGCUCGCCAUGCUGCACACGGGAGGCGUUUAUGCCGUGAGAAGGAGGAAGAAGCCGGCGCAGAAAAGCCCGAAGCCACCACCUCCUGAGGGCGUACUGUCAAACCCCUCCAAGCGGCACCGGGACCGCCUCAAUCAGGAACUGAACAAACUGACGAGCUUGCUGCCCUUCCCUGAGGAUGUCCAGGCCAGGCUCGAUAAGCUUUCCGUCCUCCGGCUGAUUGUAGGAUACCUGAAAGUGAAGAGCUACCUCAUGGCCACUGUGCCGAACCACGGCGGCCACCUGGCAGAUCAGCCCGGGAUGCUUGGAGGGAAUGGACAGAUGAAUCUGCAGAUCAACGGGGAAACGUUCUCCGAAGGGGACAUGCUGCUCCAGGCACUCAAUGGAUUUGUCAUUGCAGUCACAGCAGAGGGUUAUGUUUUCUAUGUCUCACCUACAGUUCAGGACUACCUGGGAUUUCAUCAAUCAGACAUCAUCUACCAGAGUGUGUUUGAGCUGAUCCACGUGGACGAUCGAGCCAUGUUCCAGUGCCAGCUGCAUUGGUCCCUAAACCUGCCUCCAUACAAGGAACCGGAUCAAGGCACAGACGCCAUGCCUCAUGUAGACAGCAGCAGCACCACCAUGGAUAACCCCCAGCACCUGCCACCUGAGAAUUCCUCCUCCUUAGAAAGAAGCUUCAUCUGUCGCUUCCGUUGCUUGUUGGACAGCUCCUCGGGAUUCCUGGCCUUGAAUUUCCAUGGCCGUUUGAAAUUUCUCCAUGGGCAGCAAAAGAGAACAGAAGAUGGGACCCUCAGGCCUCCCCAGCUGGCUCUGUUUGCCAUCGCAACUCCGCUCCAACCGUUUUCUAUCCUGGAGCUUCGAAUGAAGACCUUCAUCUUCCAAACAAAACACAAGCUGGAUUUUACCCCCGUGGCCUGUGAUUCAAGAGGUAAAGUUGUGCUGGGAUACACAGAAACUGAGCUCUGCAUGAGAGGCUCUGGGUACCAGUUUAUCCAUGCAGCAGACAUGAUGCACUGUGCAGAGAAGCAUGUGAAAAUUAUGAAAACCGGAGAGAGCGGAAUGACCGUUUUCAGGCUGCUGACGAAGAAAGCAGGCUGGAUCUGGGUCCAAGCAAAUGCGAGACUGGUGUAUAAAGGAGGCCAACCGGACUGCAUCAUUUCCAGGCUGCGGGCCCUGUCGAAUGAAGAAGGAGAGGAGCAUUUGUGCAAGCGGAGCCUGCAACUGCCUUUUCAAUUUGCCACGGGUGAAGCAGUCCUGUAUGAAAACAGUCUGCCAGGGUUCCUGGACUACUUGCACACCAAGAAGGUUUCAAAGGCAAAGAGAGAGACCCCCCUGAAGCAGGACUCAGUAGAUCCCAACUCGCUCCUAGGGGCCAUGAUGAACCAAGACGAAUCCAUAUACAUCUCCCAUGCUGAUAACGUGCCACAGUUCUCCCUGGCAGAUAUUGUCGAUGUACCGGAAGAGCCAUGGCUGGAUGAUGGAAAUAAGAGAGCUGUCAAAGAGAGUGACUCACUCCUAGUCAUCUUUGAAACACUCUUUGAAAAGAGCAAUGUGGAUGGUGACAUCUCUAAGACUCUGCAGAGCCUGGAAAUGGAUGACCUGGAAUUAAAGCAAUGGGAGGAGAUCUUGUGCAACAUGGACACCAAGGAGCCAGUGGCCCAGGGUUUCCUGGAGAGGCCAAAUGACGAGGUGACUUCCUGUGUGGAGGAGAUAUUGUUUAAAAACGAUAAUGGAAAGAAUCUGGGGUUUCCACAGUAUGAUGUGAUGGCUUCAUCUCAGGCCCUUAUUCAACAAAUUCCUCUGGAACAAAUUCCACAAAGCACUCAGCUAAACAGACUUCAAAACCAGCUGGUCAAUAAUAGGAAAUGCAAUCAGCAAAGCAAGCCUCUGGUGAAUUGUCACCAUUUCUGGGAGGCUAAUUCAGCAGCCUCUGCACCAUCUGGAUUCCAAAAUCCAAUGUAUACUUCACAUCAAAAUUCACUAGACCAUGAUCUUCAGGGUCCUUUAGUCACCAAUAUGUCCCAGGAUAUCACUUCUAAACCAGAAAAGCAAGCAUGUUUUGAUCAAGCAAAUUUGCUAAGUGGGAAUAUACUAAGUUCCUUGGGUUUCAAUAACCAGCGAACUACAGGGAUUAAUCUAACAAAUCCUGCACAGGUAUUUCAGCCAAAGGCUCCUGCUCCAGUUUCCUGGGGGAAUGUUAUUCCUAAUAAUCAGAUACAUCAGGGCUCAACUCUGAUUGACUCAAAUCAUCCAGCUCCAUUAAAAAUGAAUUCACAAGAGAGUCAGCAGCCAGACCCAUUGGUUUCAAUGAAUCCAGUCAUCAGUUUCAAUCAGAAUAAUUCUCCAGGAGGUCGCUUGUUAGAUGUUUGGAAAUCUGCCACUCCAAAUCAGCUGGGAAUCAAAUCAAUGGAGACAGAGUCACCAACUCUAUUGGCAAAUAACCAACAGAAUCUUUUUGGAUCACAAGUAACAAAUCCAUGGAUUUCCUCCUCACAGCCUGCUUUUAACAAUGAUCAGGGCAUGCAAGAGUUCAGCAUAAUGCAGGUGUCUCCAGUGCAAGCUCUACAGAAUGAAAUAUCUGAUUCUGUUGAGCAAAAAACUAGUACAUUAGAAGCUGGCCACCUGUCUAGAAGCCAUUCCUUUCCCCAGCAUACCUCUUCACAUGGACCUCACUUAAUGCCACAUUUGUACAAUAAAGAGCAGCAGCAGAUGCUUCAGAACAAACAGUUGUCAACACAGCAACAGCAGCUGAUGCAAGCAAGGAUAUAUCCUCAAGCUCAUUGCAGGCCAACUCAAGUGCAACACAAUGGACUUCCACUGGCCAGCUCCUUGGAGCCAAGUAGCUGGUGUCACAUUCGCUCCCGGGUGGGAAACCAGCAAAUGGACAAUAUUCGUGAAAGCUCAUUGAAGUCCUCAUCAUGUAGCACGUUAUCUAGUGAUGUUACAUUAGCUUCAUGGGAAUAUGAAAACAGUGGCUUAUCCUUUGAAAAUGAUGUUGUGUUUCCUAAAGCCACUCACAUGACAUCCUUUCCCCAGCAACAAAAUACCAUGCCCUGUCAUGCUGAGAGCAAUCCAAAACUGUGUAACUACCAAAGGCCUAAGGAACCCAUUCUGGGUUCCUUGGUGACUCCUCCCACAGAAGCUGGUUUGAGAGGACCUUUCUAUCAGUUGGAACCAAAUUUUCCUCCCGUGUCAUUAACAGAUAGGCAGAUGAAGAGUCAGCAGCAGCUCUUCACUUACAAUAUUCAGUUCAAGCAGUGUCACCAAGAUGAAGAGAAUGCCUCCAUGGAAUUUACUUCUACAAUUGCUAAAGACGGUGUGUGUUUCCCCAAGUACUGAGAGGGAAUGUAGCAAUAGAGAAGGAAAAGACCCUGCUCCCAGCUGUGGACUGAUUUCAUGGCCUUGGAUCGGCAAGACUUUUUUUUCCCCUACUGAUGUGUGACUAUUUCGGUAUUAUUAUAAUUGUUGCUGCUGGUGGCUUUUUCUUAGUGAACACACAUGCAUUCCUGAGACACUCUACUAUGGAUUCCACAGAGAUGAACUUAAACGCUCAUGCAUUUUCUAUUGAAGAAAUUAUACCCCUCUCAACCAGUUGUCUUCUGCUUGAUCUUCUGAGCAGAGUCAAGGAGAAUUAAGCACCAAUAACCGGAUUAGGCACUAAAGUAACUGAGCCACAAUAAGCUUUAAAAAACUGGGAAUAAGUACUUGGAGUUUCCAAUGAGUUUUCCAGGUCAAGUAAUUACCAAGACAAAGGACACAGAUGUAAGAAAAAUGCCUGAGAUGCUGCAAUAGAAAUUCCAUAAGGCUGCUGUCUGAUCUCCUGCCUGAACACUAAGGCCAAGAGUUCAAAUUCAAGGGGCGAAGAUAUGGUUGCCGUCUUUGCAAGCAUUAUUUGUGCAUGUGCUCUUGUCCAUUGGGAAGCUGUGUGUGAUACGAUCUGGAUAUGGAAUGGGGGCACUUCUAAAUCCAAACAGCAUCUACCCCUCGAAUGAUUGUACAUGACCAAAUGACUGAAAUCAACCCAAGGUUAUCAGUGCUAACAAAGAUGAUAAGCCUUGUACUGACUUAUUUUACUUUUCAGAGGUUCUCAAACUUCAUAGCAUCAUGACCCUCUUCUGACAACAAAAAUUACUAUAGAUCCCCAGGAAUGGGGACCAAAGCCUGAGGCCACCCACUGCCCUGGGUGUGGGGGCCAAAGCCCGAGCCCCAAUGCUCCAGGUAGUGGUGUGGGGGGGGGUCAAAGCCAAAGCCCAAGGACUUCAGCCCCAGGCAGGGGACCUGUAACCUGAGCCCUGCUGCCCAGGGCCGAAGCCCUCAAGCUUCUUCGACCCCAGGCAGUGGGGCUCAGGCUUCAGCUCUGGGCCCCAGCAAGUCUAAGCCAGCCCUGGUGACCCCAUUAAAAUGGGGUCACGACCCACAAUUUGAGAACCGCUGCUUUACAUGUAUUGGCCACACAGUUGUUUUCCCUACAUAAAUGUAGCCAAGGCUUAUGGUAACUUCUCUAUGUUCUAUGCUGACUUGUUUAUCAAAAGCUAUGAGAGUCAAUAGAUAGGGUACGCUGCAUGUUAUGUUAUAUUGCAUUGUAUGCAAUGGCAAUGACUUUGGUUGAGUUGCACAAGAUGUAGUUCAGCCCAGAAUUUGGCUCAGCUCAUAUAUAAGGACACUGGGCCAGAUUCUCCUUGUUUCCCCCACGCAAGCCCACUGAAAAGUAAAUGGGAGAAGGAUUUGGCCCAGUGUGGUAUUUACUGGUGUGUGAUGUUCUAUACAGUGGCUGGGUGAUGCCAAAUCUCUGAACCUGAUUGGAAUAUAGUUGUCUUAGAGCCAUUGCUCCAUGUGGCUGCUUCAACGCCCUGUCUAGUCAUUUGAUAUAAAUAUAUAAUGUGUAAUGCUUUGAUGUGGCAAGGGAUAAUUAUCAAUGUGGGAAUGUGCCAUUGCCUGGCAACAAUCUUGUUUGUAUAUUAAUCUGCAUUUUAUUUGUCUCUCCCUAUCUGCCUACAGGAUACUUGAGCGUAUCGCCUUAGCCCCUAUUUGGGCAUGCAGAGAAAAUACCAUAUUGAAUACUGUGUGUGCAUUUGUAACUUAUUCCUCUGGAAUUCCAAUGGAACUCAACCAGGUGACCCAGAAGGCUCAUACAGAGCAAUCCACAAUCAGGGAUUGAGUGCGUGUCUUUUUGAUCACUCAGCUCAGGAAGAGUUUACCCAAUCCAAACUUUUUUUCAAUGACCCGCCAAGGGAGCUUUUUGUUAGUUCCCCCCUUACCCUUUUCUAGUUAUGAAAUAUGGGAUCUUAAAGCCAGAUGUAUCCUAGUUCAACAGUUUAUCUAUAUUUUUGUCAUGUCAUUGAUUAUCCAUUAUAUCAAAUUUCUGGACUUUCACAAAACUUAAUACAUUAGUGCCUCCACUAGGGUUCUGCCCCCAAGCAAAGUUAUCUGUGCCCCAUCUGUUGUCCUUUUUCUGGCCCCAGUUCACCAAACAAAUUACCCACAUGCUAAAGUUAAGCAUGUGUUUGACUGACCUCAGUACGACUGAAGCACCUAAUUAACUUCAGCAUGUACUUAGCUCCAUCUCUCUUUAGAAAGGCACUUAAGUGCUUUGCUCAGUCAAGUCCUCUGUAUUGAAAUGGAGCCACAAUGACCCAACUACUGUCAGUUAAGUGGAAAAAAAUAUUUGGAAGUUUUGUGUACUUUGGGGCUGGUCCCAAAUUUUCUGUCAAACUGUUUUUGAUGGAAAAUUGGGGUUUUGACAAAAUGCAGUUUUACAUUGAAAGUGUCUGCUUUCCAUGGACAUUUUUGAUUUUUCAUUAACUAGCCAGGUGCUAAACAAAUGAAAAUUGUUCUGAUUUUGGCCAAAAAUUGAAAUAUUUUAUUCAGCAGUACCUUAUGGGAGUUGCAGUUUGGGUGACUCAUGUCCCCAUUCUCCUCUGUGGGCCGUGCCCCCCAGCCAGACUUUAUUGCCUGGGUAAUGUAGUCCAACCAGGGAGCCAGGCCUGUAGAGAAUGGGAACACAAGGUACCCAAACUACAGUUCCCAGGAGACACCACUGUGGCAUUUCUAAAUGGAAAUAUUUGGGGAGCUGAUUUUUACAUCAAAAAGUUGAAAAUGUUUCAUAGGGAAAAAAGUGCUAGUAAUGCAAAGUCUACAUCAGCCCCACACAAUACUCCUGCUUUCUUUAGUAUAAUAAUUUUAAGUGUUUCUACCCUCAUUAUAAACAGUUAUCAAGAAGGCUUGGUUAAUAGUAUAGAAUGUCUGUUAUUUGGAUGAAUAAUUUAAAGCCUGAUCUUUCAGGUAUCAAGUGUCCUUAAUUCCCACUCAACACAAUGACAACUUUGAGCCCUUAAUAAAGCCAAAACUAAAAAGAAAUAGGCAUCAGUAAUUUAGUUUGAUUUCAAAGGCCUACAGGGCCAAAGGGGUUUUCAAAUAAAAUGAAAGCUAUUGUGAACCAUAAAAACUAAGCAGAGUUUUAAAAAAACGAUGCUGUUCUCCGUUAUAAUAAAGAAGGUGCCUAUAAUCUGCAUCAGAAUAGUAGACAGCACCAAGUGCAAGUUUUCAGCUGAAAAAGCAACUUUGAGUUUACUUAUAGUUCCUAAAUUCACCCUCCCCUUGGCAGGUCAAAGCUGUGUCCAGGGUCUGACUCCCUCCCCGCGGUGUGUGCCUUCCUCCCUUUACUACUAAUAGGAAUGACGUUGACUUUGCCAAAGCACUCAGCGUUGGCCCAACUCUGCUCCUGUUGAAGCCAACAGGAGAGGAGUGAGGGCAGUCUGGACUACAGGGGUGUGCUUUGUAGAGUGCUGUAAAGUCUUGCCCUCUAACUGCCCCACGUAGACCCUGCUGGUGCCAACUAAAAGAUACCUAGUUUUCAGGGCCGGCUCCAGGCACCAGCGCAGCAAGCAGGUGCUUGGGGUGGCCAAUGGAAAGGGGCGGCACAUCUGGCUCUUCGGCGACAAGUCCCUCAGUUCCCUUUCAGAGGGAAGGACCUGCCGCUGAAUUACCGCCAAAGAAUGAAGAAGUAGAGCUGCCACCGAAGUGCCAAUCGCGGCUUUUUUGUUUUUUUUUUGCUCCGCUUGGGGUGGCAAAAACGCUGGAGCCAGCCGUGCUAGUUUGCAUUAACAUAGUUUCAUACUAAGCACUUUUUAAAACCCUUCCCUCCUUGUACACCUCAUGGCUUUGUCUAUACAUAAUAGUUGUACCACCAACUAUGCCAGUCUAGUUAAAGUAAUCCAGUGCCCCUACUGAGCACACGUAUAUCUCCAUCAAUAGCAGGGCUUGGGCUGGUGUAAUUCAUUCGUAUAAAAAUCAGCCCCCUAGCUGACAUAAUUAUACUGCUACAAAAACUGUGUGGCGCAAACCUAAGAGAAGAAUAGAAACCUAAAUUCUGUAGGAGUUGCAAUGAAGACAAAAGCUCUGUUCAUCAUCCUAUUGCAGCACACAUGUGCAGUCAGAAGGAGACUGUACUGUUGAUCAGGAUUCAGAGAAGAGACUUCAGUGCAUCCAAGCACCUAGCUCUGUUACUUAUGACUUGAUCUCUAUAUAUUAUGUAUAUUCAUGUAUAAUGUUGGGGGUACACUUUGAUUAUUUUACGCUUCAUGAUUUCCUUGUAUGUUGUGAAUUUG